AUGCUGGGUCGUCGCCUGUUCACGGCCCUCGUCGGCCCCACCUUCUACCGGCAGUUCGUGGGCGGAUCAUCGCUGCCCGAGAUGCAGGCCUGCGUCGGUCAACUGCGGAGCGCCCAAGUGCGUCCCAUGGUCGCCUGUCCGCUGGAGGAAGAAGGCGAGGCAACGGACGUCGAGCCAAGCGACAGCGCGACGGGCUUGUACGAGCGGAACGGCGAGGCCAUCCUGAGGUGCCUGAACGUGACCGCUCAACUGGGUCCCGGAACUCCGCUGAUGCAACUCAAGAUGAGCGGGCUUCUGCCAGCGUCCGUGCUGUGUCGGCUCGGCAGCGUCUUCGAGUCAUCACCCUUUCCGGAGAAGGUCAUCGGCCAGGUCGCCAAUGCCAUGGAACGUUCCCACACUGAGGUAUGUCUGAUUUCCCCUGCAUCGCAAAAUCCGUCGGACGACUGA
Molecule: messenger RNA, 447 nt
Organism: Ixodes scapularis (black-legged tick)
Lineage: Eukaryota; Metazoa; Arthropoda; Arachnida; Ixodida; Ixodidae
Product: hydroxyproline dehydrogenase
Exons: 3
Coding region: 1-447 (148 amino acids)
Cellular component (GO): mitochondrion
Molecular function (GO): proline dehydrogenase activity; FAD binding
Source: RefSeq, a predicted model, not a curated record